This is a messenger RNA of Peromyscus maniculatus bairdii (prairie deer mouse), 709 nucleotides long. It is a transcript of the gene Josd2, whose product is annotated as Josephin domain containing 2. Gene Ontology annotation, molecular function: cysteine-type deubiquitinase activity. NCBI's taxonomy places the organism in Eukaryota, Metazoa, Chordata, Mammalia, Rodentia, Cricetidae. Gene Ontology annotation, biological process: protein deubiquitination. The record is from RefSeq and is a predicted model, not a curated record.
AUGUCUCAGGCCCCGGAAGCGCGGCCGAGCCCACCCUCAGUGUACCACGAGCGGCAGCGGCUAGAGCUGUGCGCCGUCCACGCUCUCAACAACGUCCUCCAACAGCAGCUCUUCAGCCAGGAGGCUGCAGACGAAAUUUGCAAGAGGCUAGCCCCAGACUCCCGGCUGAACCCUCAUCGCAGCCUCCUGGGCACCGGCAACUAUGAUGUCAACGUGAUCAUGGCUGCCCUGCAGGGCCUAGGCCUGGCCGCUGUGUGGUGGGACAGGAGAAGACCGCUGUCCCAGUUGGCCCUGCCCCAGGUGCUAGGCCUGAUCCUGAACCUGCCCUCUCCUGUGUCACUGGGGCUGCUGUCCCUGCCGCUGCGCCGUCGGCACUGGGUGGCCCUGCGCCAGGUGGAGGGCAUCUACUAUAACCUGGACUCAAAGCUCCGGGCACCUGAAGUGCUGGGGGACGAGGAUGGUGUCAGGGCCUUCCUGGCAGCUGCCCUGGCCCAAGGCCUGUGCGAGGUGCUGUUGGUGGUGACCAAGGAGGUGGAGGAGGCCGGCUGCUGGCUGCACACAAGCUGACCCGCUGCCUGUGAACAGUCGCCUGCUGCCACAGCCCCGAGUAUCCAGUGCCUGCAACUCCAGGCCCCGGGAGGCCUGCGCCCUGCCCUAGGGUCCCCACUCCCCCAACCACUGCUGCCUCAAUAAAUCUGCUCUUUUGCUA